Messenger RNA from Paramecium octaurelia, 445 nucleotides. The record is from the annotation of a GenBank genome assembly. NCBI's taxonomy places the organism in Eukaryota, Ciliophora, Oligohymenophorea, Peniculida, Parameciidae.
AAAUUACCAGUUCAAAAAGCAAAUGUCUAAAGGUACUCAUCUCUGCUAAUUAAAUUAGGCAAGAAAUCAGAACCCUUAUUAAUGGAAGUCGAUAUAGUGGAAAAGGAAUCUCAUUAGAGAACUAAAGAAGGUAGUAUAUUAUUCUUGAUUUAUCUAGAAAUAAAAAGAAAAGGAAUUUCUAAUGAACCACAUCCAAAGGAUAGAGAAUCUGGAACAGGAAGAGGGUAUGAUAAUUAAUGUAUAUGUUGAUAGAAAAGAGAUGAGAAAGAAUGGAGCUGGAAAAAAUAAUUGGGGAACAUACCAAGAUGACAUGAAAGACUAUGGAGUCGAUGAAAAUGAUCAGGAAGACAUGUACUAUGAAGAAAUAGAACAAAACUCUACUAAAUUUAGAGCAGCUAAUUAGGGGAUUAUAGUUGAUGACCAUAAUUUCCCAAAACUUAGUUGA